UCUCUUCCUCUCCUCUCCUUCAUCCCCGCGACUCUGCGUUUCUGGGCAUUCGAUUCUUGUCGAUCUUGGUUCUGAAAUCUCCUCUCGGAUUACAACAUGACGACGGAUGAAUCGUCCAUUCCAGACUUCAAGAACCUGUCCUUAACCAGUAAUGGAAAAGCUGCAGACAAGAGUCAGCAUCUAGUUGUAUGUUUUGGGGAGAUGUUGAUCGACUUUGUUCCAACGGUCAGUGGAGUUUCUCUUGCUGAAGCUCCGGCCUUCCAAAAAGCUCCCGGUGGUGCACCUGCUAAUGUUGCUGUUUGUGUUUCAAAGUUGGGUGGUUCUUCUGCAUUUAUUGGAAAGGUGGGUGACGAUGAGUUUGGGCGAAUGCUGGAUGGUAUACUGGAACAGCACAAAGUUGACAACUCGGGCGUGAGGUUUGACCAAAAUGCAAGAACUGCACUUGCAUUUGUGACUCUAACUGCAGAGGGCGAAAGGGAAUUUCUCUUCUUUCGAAAUCCAAGUGCCGAUAUGCUUCUUCAUGAGUCAGAACUGGACAUUGAUCUCAUAAACAAGUCUGUCAUUUUCCACUACGGUUCCAUCAGUUUGAUCGGCGAACCCUGCAGAUCAACACACCUUGCUGCAAUGGCUGCUGCCAAAAAAUCCGGCUCUCUACUCUCUUAUGAUCCCAACUUAAGGCUGCCUCUGUGGCCUUCUGAAGAAGCAGCCCGAAGUGGGAUUAUGAGUAUAUGGGAUGAAGCACACAUCAUUAAGGUAUAAUAGGGCAAGGAUUAGAGGAAGAGGAGUAAGUUACAGAAGGGUCUGCAGGUUGCAGAUACUACACAAAGGAAUUUAAGGGAAGAGUGAAUAGUAUUGAAGUAAAAGCAGUAGAUACAACUGGGGCUGGAGAUUCAUUUGUGGGAGGGUUACUCACAAAUUUAGCUUCUGACAUUAACCUCUAUCAGGACGAGAGGCGAUUAAGAGAAGCACUGUUCUUUGCUAAUGCCUGUGCUGCACUCACGGUAACCCAACGGGGAGCCAUACCUGCCCUACCCACUAAAGACGCGAUCUCGCGCUUUAUCUCAGAGGCAUCUGUUACUAACCAUGGUUAGUUAACCAUACCUGAUAGUCUGUGGGGGCAUGGAAGACAAUUGUGGUCUUGUUUGCAAGUAUAGUAGUGUGUGUACCAUUUGGAAGUCAAUCAAUUUCAUGCAUGCAUCAACAUACAUUGUAGUACAGUAAUUCUUUUUUUUUAGUUCUCUACUGGUUUAAAGUGUUUGUUAUUGGUUUUUCUUCUUCUUGUUUGUAAUUGAAAUAGCAUAAGCUCUUCUUUGU
Cuscuta campestris is the source of this 1314-nucleotide messenger RNA. The record is from the annotation of a GenBank genome assembly. NCBI's taxonomy places the organism in Eukaryota, Viridiplantae, Streptophyta, Magnoliopsida, Solanales, Convolvulaceae.